GAGAGGCAGAGAAGAGGUAAGAGGAUAGGCGAACAGAGGAGAAAGAAGAGGAAGCGACUCCACCGCGUAGGGAGGAAGGAUGCGACGGUUAGCAUGACGUCAGCGGAAGGAGACGGCGGCGUUGUUCAUGGAGUUCGUGUUUUGAGGGUCCCACAGGCAAGCUUUGACACAUGA
Microthlaspi erraticum is the source of this 174-nucleotide messenger RNA. Lineage: Eukaryota; Viridiplantae; Streptophyta; Magnoliopsida; Brassicales; Brassicaceae. The record is from the annotation of a GenBank genome assembly.